CCUCGGUUCUGUCUCUAGAUGGGGCCCUCUACCAAUACGUAAGCGUGUGCGCGUAAGCUCGCGCGUGCGUCCGCUCCAGUUCUCCAAACUCGCUCGGUUUGUGCGCGAGGACAGAGGCCACUUUGGGAGCAGCAGCUUUGAAGAAGCCGCGCGGCUCUCGACGUCUCCGGCGGACAGCACACGGGAUGCACGCGGCUCCGUUUCCCCCUCCGAACCCGCAUCUUUCCCGCUCCUCCAUGUCGGACUCCUCCGCCACCUGGAAAGUGCGCUUUCUCUCCGGCUGCUGACUUGGAAAACAAGAAGAAGAAGAAAAGGUCCAGCAGAAGAAGCCCAGCUCCUAAAAACUGGAUGCAGUUACCUUCCGUCUCAUUUUUUAUUUAUUUUUAAUAUUUUCCUGCGCACGUUAGUGAGUGGAAACUGGUGCUAUGGCUACGUGCCUGAAGAGUUUGCUCUGGAUGCUUUCCUUGUUUCCAUGUCUGAGAUGUGACGCCGAUCCAGGUCUGUCAGUGGAUACAGAUGGUCUGGCUGAAGCUCAGAGUGGAGCUGCACCCACAGCUGAAGGUUAUUUCCUGGAGUUCCAGGAGCCGGUCAACAACAUCACCCACUUCCAGGGCCAGACAGCCACGCUGCACUGCAAAGUGACAGGAAACCCACGACCGUCCAUCCGCUGGCUGAAAAACGACGCCCCUGUGGUGCAGGAGCAGGGACGCAUUACCAUCCGCAAGACCGAUGCGGGAUCCAAGCUCCGCAUCCAGGACCUGGACACAACAGACACCGGCUAUUACCAGUGCGUCGCCUCCAACUCACUCAAGGUCAUCUCUGCCACAGGCGUCCUGUACGUCAAACUAGGACAGAUGCCCACACAUGGCCCAGAUGAACCGUCGCGUGAAAAAGGUUUCUGCCAGCCAUACCGAGGCAUUGCCUGUGCUCGCUUCAUCGGCAACCAGAGCAUUUAUGUCGAGUCCCUGCAGAUGCAGGGGGAGAGUGAGAACCGCAUCACAGCCGCCUUGACUAUGAUUGGCACCUCCACCCACCUAUCGGACCAGUGCUCCAGGUUUGCCAUCCCGUCCUUCUGCUACUACGUCUUCCCGCUGUGUGACGAGGUCUCUCGGGCCCCGCGGCGCCGCCAGCUCUGUCGAGAUGAGUGCGAGGCCCUGGAGAACGACCUGUGCCACACUGAGUACACCAUCGCCCGGUCCAAUCCCAUGAUCCUCAUGCAGCUGGAGCUCCCCAGCUGCCACCUGCUGCCGCGGCCGGGCACCGCCGAAGCUGCUUCCUGUAUGAGGAUAGGAGUGCCAGCAGAAAAACUGGGUCCAUAUUCCCCCUCGGACCACAGCUGCUACAAUGGAAGCGGGGAUGACUACAGGGGCACAGUGAGCAUCACUGCGUCGGGCCAUCACUGCCAGCCGUGGAGCGCUCAGUACCCUCACAGCCACCACCUGACCCAGGAGUACCCCGAGCUCUGGGGAAGUCACAACUUCUGCCGUAACCCAGGGGGCCAGAUGCAGGCGCCCUGGUGUUUCACCCUGGACCCUCAGGUCAGGGUGGACCUGUGUGACAUCCAGCCCUGCAAGCCUCCAGAGAACCCCAGGAAGGAGAUCCUGUUCAUUCUAAUCCCCGCCAUCGCCAUCCCAUUGGUCAUCGCUUGCCUCUUCUUUCUGGUUUGCAUGUGUCGCAAUAAGCAAAAGGAAUCGUCGGACACACCACUCCGCUGCCAGCUCAGCAGCUCACCUAGCCCGGACAUGGAGCUGUCUCUCCUCAGUCAGCAGAAACAGCAGGCCAAGCUGCGGGAGAUUAACAUGUCAGCAGUACGCUUUAUGGAGGAGCUUGGCGAGGAUCGCUUUGGCAAGGUUUACAAGGGCCACAUGUACGGCACGGCACCUGGCGAGCAGACCCAAGUGGUGGCCAUCAGAACAUUAAAGGACAAAGUGGAUGCCACUCUCUGUGAGGAAUUCCGCCACGAAGCCAUGCUCCGCUUUCACAUCCAACACCAAAAUAUUGUCUGUCUGCUGGGUGUGGUCACUAAAGAGCAGCCAAUGAGCAUGAUAUUCACCUACUCCGGCCUUGGCGACCUGCACGAGUAUCUGGUGAUGCGCUCCCCUAACUCAGACGUUGGCAGCUCAGAUGAUGGCAAGACAGUCAAAUCCACACUGGAGCAGGCUGAUUUCCUUCAUCUUAUCACCCAGAUUGCUGCUGGAAUGGAGUACCUUUCCAGCCAGCAAGUAGUCCAUAAAGACCUUGCUGCCCGAAACAUUCUGGUCUUUGACAAACUCAGCAUCAAGAUCCUGGACAUGGGCCUGUUCCGAGAUGUCUACUCUGCUGAUUACUACAACCUCAUGGGCACAAGCCCUUUCCCCAUUCGUUGGAUGUCCCCAGAAGCUAUUAUGUAUGGCAAGUUCUCCACCGACUCGGACAUCUGGUCUUACGGGGUCUUGCUGUGGGAGACUUUCAGCUACGGUCUGCAGCCAUACUGUGGCUACUCCAACCAGGACGUGAUUGAGAUGGUACGCAGCCACCAGCUCCUGCCUUGUCCAGAUGACUGCCCAUCCUGGAUCUACACCCUCAUGCUGGAGUGUUGGAGCGAGUUCCAAGCAAGAAGGCCUCGCUUCAAGGACAUCCACACACGCUUGCGCUCCUGGGAAAACCUGUCCAACUAUAACAGCUCUGCUCAGACAUCUGGCACCAGCAACACCACCCAGACCAGCUCUCUCAGCACCAGCCCGGUUAGCAACAUCAGCAUGAGCACAGCCAAUGCGUCACGCUACACCAGCCCUAAAAAGAGCUUGCCAUUCCAUCAGCCCCAGUUCCUGCCCAUGAAGGGUCAAAUGCAUCGGCAGAUGGUGCCGCAGCAGCUCUACAUCCCCGUCAAUGGAUACCACCCCAUGCCAGCUUACCAAUACCUGCAGAACUUUUACCCCAUGCAGAUACCCAUGCCCAUGCCCCACCAGCAGAUGCACCACCCGCCACAGAUAGUUAGCAAAGCCGGUUCUCACCAUAGUGGCAGUGGAUCCACGUCUACAGGCUAUGUCACCACUGCCCCCUCCAACACUUCUGUCACAGAGCGAGCAGCUUUACUAAACGAUGACUCCAAGACCAAUGAUGAGGACUUGGCUGAUCAGGCGUCCCAGCAAGAGCUGGACCACAACAAGGACCUGAUAGUGCCUGAAACAGAGUUGCUAGGUGACAGUGACCCCCCACAGACUGAUGAACUGGGGAUGCACUUGUCAGACACAUAAGUGCAAGCUGUUUGCAGUAGAGCCCAAAUAUUCUGUGAGCCGUGCUUGCCAAAAAUUCAAUAAGCAGCAUAAAGUGACGUGAACAGUUUUGUGGAACGGUGACUGAAUGUUUUUUACGAGUUUCUUAGCUAGUACUGACGCAUUUUGAAUGUCAAGUAUGUCUCGUGUUUGUACCUCUCAAACUCCUGUGUCAAGCAAGUCAUUAAGCAAAAUGAAUCUGCAAUCUCCUCUAUAGACCUUGUUUUUAUAAUGUUGCCAUUCAGAGGAAUUUAUGCUGUUGCUGUUGCUGUGCAACACAAAACAUUUUCUUCCCCACAACUACUUCAGAGGAUGCCUUGCCUUGAUGGGAGUUUUGCCUUCUCUACAGCAGGGCUAUUCACUGGGCGAGGGCAGGAUUCAUGCCCCCAACGACUACCCCCCACAUCGGGCACCACACCCCUCUAUACAGGCACCUCGACCUGACAGAAGGAAUUGCUAGCUCAGCAAAACGUCAGAUGAUCCCUCACCCUCUUCCCACCCACUCACUAUGCCAGUUGUGUUUAUUGGACACAACCAGACUAGAGGUAUUGCUACCAGAACCCAGAACUUUUUUUGAGCAUGUUUUGGCCUUUAUUUGAUAGGCCAGCUGAAGACAGGAAAGGGGGGAGAGAGGGGGGAUGACAUGUAAAGCAAAGCAAAGGGCCGCGGCUUGGACUCGAACCCUGGCCGCUGCGGUAAGGACUGAGCCUCUGUAUAUGGGGCGCGCGCUCUACCAGGGAGCUACCAGGGAGCUCCCUGUGAGUUUUUUGUAGUGGUGGCGUUUCGCUCGUGCGCAACUUGUGCACCCCAUAUGACAAUAUUUUGUUUUUUGCCAUUAUUAUUCUAUGGUUUGUGAAAGCCAUAAUCAUAGAUUAAUAGAAUGUAUGAUGAAUGGAAAUCCUAUAGGUCUAUGGGUAACUUUGUUAAUAAUUAUACUCACUGAGCUGUAUUUUGGAACUUACCUCCAUCAAACACGCGUCUUCAUUUCCCCCUUGGUUGAUACUUCAAUCAUCGUCUACUUUGAUAACCAAAUUGCACACAUUUGUAUGUACUUUGGUUUCAACAUGUUAUUUGUUUAUAGUUUUUCUUUAUUGGUGAAGAUUCCUAUAGCCUGGUGUAAAUACAAUGUUCUUUCCACCACAUGUUUGCUUAGUCUAAGUGUUUAAGUGUUUUGCCUACAAUAUAAUGUGUACAUCCAUCUAUGGAGUAUCCAAUAAAGUCAUAUGAAUAAAAUGGUGUUUUUCCCCUCGGUAAGAGAAGGAAGUCAUGUCCUAUCACUUGAUAAUAUUUUGUCAUCAUCUGUCAUUACAUGUGCAGAGAGUCUAAUAUAUGGUACACUGCGCAGUCAAGUUACAUUAGGCCAAAACAUAUGCUUUGUAGUGAAGAAAAACAUGUAUCGCUGAUACUAAUAAAAUAAUCUAAAAGAUCA
Messenger RNA from Sander lucioperca (pikeperch), 4683 nucleotides. It is a transcript of the gene ror2, whose product is annotated as receptor tyrosine kinase-like orphan receptor 2. The transcript is spliced from 9 exons. The record is from RefSeq and is a predicted model, not a curated record. Gene Ontology annotation, cellular component: signaling receptor complex. Gene Ontology annotation, biological process: multicellular organism development; positive regulation of kinase activity; protein phosphorylation. Gene Ontology annotation, molecular function: protein binding; ATP binding; transmembrane receptor protein tyrosine kinase activity. NCBI's taxonomy places the organism in Eukaryota, Metazoa, Chordata, Actinopteri, Perciformes, Percidae. The coding region runs from base 426 to 3236 and encodes 936 amino acids.